ACAGGGGAGUAUUUAACUUGAGUGUCUCGGUGCGCUGGAGUCAGUAACUCUGCAGUGGUCUCUCUACUCUAACAGACAAGAUGGAAUUCCGGGACAUAUGGCGGUACCAUCGCCUCAUUCUCAUCCUCCUCACCCCCCUCGCACUGCUGCCCCUGCCCCUAGCGAUCGGAGACAAGGUUUCAGAAUGUGCCUUCGUCUUGCUGGUGAUGGCCGUGUACUGGCUGAGCGAGGCUCUGCCCGUCGCCGUAACCGCCCUGAUUCCAGCCAUGUUCUUCCCCCUGUUUGGCAUCAUGAAGUCAUCUGAGGUGGCAGCGACGUUCUUCAAAGACUUCCACAUGCUGCUGACGGGUGUCAUUUGCCUGGCCACCGCCAUAGAGAAGUGGGGGCUUCACAGGAGGAUCGCCCUCGGCCUCAUCAAUUUUGUCGGGGUCAUACCUGGAAGACUAAUGCUGGGCGCCAUGGUGGGCUGUGGCUUCCUGUCGAUGUGGCUGAGCAACACCUCCGCCACCGCCAUGGUGAUGCCCAUCAUAGAGGCCGUCAUCAAGCAGAUGAUCUCCGCCGAGGGCGAGGCCAGCGACCAGCGCAGGCGGGCGCUCACGGGCACCUCCAACCUGGCCCUGCAGCUCGACGAAAUUGUGAAACAGGAUGAGAAGCCAGCAGAAAAAUACAGUAUGGAGCCGUCGCCAGCAGACGAGAAAGUUGACAUCACCCUUGAGAAACCUGAUCCAGAGUGUGAAGGCUCAGAGAUGGAGUCGGAGCCCCCACCCGCUGGAGGGAACACGAUCUACCGUACCAAGCAGGACCACAUGAUGUGCAAAGGCCUGGGCCUGGCGAUCGCCUACUCUGCCUCUAUUGGUGGCAUGACCACGCUGCCGGGGACGUCCACCAACCUGAUCUUUGCGGAGUACAUGCGAGAAUAUUAUCCUGGCUGUGACUUGAUCAACUUCGGAAACUGGUUCAUUUUCUGUUUACCGAUUAGCAUCCUUGUGCUUCUGUUGUCCUGGGUGUGGCUGCAUUGGCUGUAUCUGGGCUCAAAUUUCCGGUCAGUGUUCAGGUUCAAAUCAUCCUACACAGAGAAAGAGAAAUCCAUCGCCAGGGUGCUCAAGGAUGAGUACGAUUCCCUGGGACCUAUUAGUCGUCAAGAGAUCAUCACCAUGGUGAUUUUCAUCGUCAUGGUGGUGCUGUGGUUCACCAGAGAGCCAGGCUUCAUGCCGGGAUGGGCGGAACUGUUUCCUGACUAUCCUGGCUUUGCCUCCGAUGCCACUGUGGCCCUGCUCUUAGGUCUGCUCUUCUUCAUCAUCCCAGCUCAAAAAACCACUGAAAGCUACGAAACCUUGAUAUCUUGGAAGGACUUCCAGGCGUGUAUGCCCUGGGAGAUCUGCCUUCUGGUGGGAGGAGGCUUUGCACUGGCUGAGGGAACACAGAUCUCUGGUCUGUCCACCUUUGUGGCUAACCUGCUCGUGCCUCUGGGACAGUUGCCAGCUCCUGCCACCAUCACCAUUGUGUGCAUCAUCGUCACCUCCAUCACUGAGGUGGCCAGCAAUGCUGCCACCAUGACCAUCUUCCUGCCCAUACUGGGGCCCAUGGCCGAGAGUAUCCAUGUGAACCCCCUCUACAUGCUCAUCCCGGCUGCACUGUGUGUGUCCUUCUCCUUCCUCCUGCCCUCUGCAAACCCUCCCAACGCCAUCGUCUUCAGCUACGGCCAUCUCACCACCUUAGACAUGGUGAAAGCUGGCGUUGGUGUGAAUGUGAUUGGCGUCCUGGCGGUGUUACUGUGCACCAUGACCUAUGGCAUGCCGCUGUUUGACCUGGGAACCUACCCUGACUGGGCGCCCAACCAUGGAUCAUCUAACAACACCGGCCUUACACUCUUCCCACACUGACACCCCCGGGCCUUUGCAUAUAGCUGGCUACUUUGAUAAACUGACAUUUUAUCCCUCCGUCUUCCAAAAAUAACUUUGUUCACACACCAUCGGUGAAUCCGUGUAAUCCGUGGUGUUGAGAGAUAUCAAGAAUACCUCCAGCCUGUGGGACAUAUGAACCCAUUGAUGCUGGAUGCGGUGCACCACAACAUUGACCCAGGCACCUGAAGCCGCAGGGAUGCAACAUUCAGGCUCAUGAGAUUUGAGAUUUUAUUUAUUAAAAAUGUUGGUAUGUUAGAGCUGAAUGUUCAUCCUAAUGCAACUUAUAGAUUGUUUUUAUGUGCUUUGGAGGCUGCGAUAUUUACAUUUGUAUAGGGUGAGGGCACCUUUUUCCAUAGGGAGCUUAGGCAUUUAGCUAGCGUUUUUCUGCAAGUGCUUUAGGCAUUAGUGGGUUAACUUAGCAUAGCAUGCCAAUACAUACCAAACGUGGAAAAACGUUACAUGGUGUGCCUAUAUGUUGAGUUUGAAAACAGGUACUACCACCAAGGUAACAAUCGGUCAACAGGCCUUAGUCCUGACUGACAACCAUUUCCACUCAAAUUUCAGAUGGAUGCAUUUUAAAGAGUAACUGCAUCCCUAAAACAUAACUACAAAUACCUAGCAAGGAAAGGAAGGAAGGAAGGCAGGAAGGAAGGAACGGGCAUUUGAAGAGGAAGGAAAGGGAAGGAAACAUUUCUGGGAAGAAUAAUGGACAAUGUGAACUCUCUGGGGUGAAUCGAAAACUCUUUGGUAUGAUAUAGGCCUAUUCUUGUACAUUUUGGUGCAUGUAAAUGUCCCCAUGUCCCCAUUUUCGUGCCUACAAAAGCCCCCAAGUCCCCAUACAGGCCUUAUAGUUUGGCAUGCCCUUGAGAAAGCCUUAGAGCUUUUUUGUUUUACCAAUACAGCCUGCUCACCGCAGACUCUUGAAAAAGGUGGAAUAUAAUGUAUAGAAAUGUAUAGUAGUUUUUGCUCUGUAAUGUCUGCCGUGUACUGUAUAUUUUGACGGAUUGUGUUGCGAUUUCUAUUGACAAGUGUGUGCAGCUGUAACUCAUUUGUGUGAGGAUGAUUUGUGUAUGUACAUUUUAUAAAAGUGUGAGCACAUUUUAAUAAUACACUGUAUACAUCUUAACUUUAUUAUUAUUAUUUUUUAUUUUCUGCAUCUUUGUACAUGGCUUUGAAAGAAAACACUUUUGUAAGCAUUCCCCGGCCAGAUCAUGACUGGCCGAAUUAUGAAUGAGGAAUAAUUAGCCAAUGAUUGAGUUGUACUCAGAGGAAUUAAGAGUGAUCAGCCAAUGGAUGAGCUUUAUGCUCCAAGGGACCAUAGGGUGUUCACUAAUUGGGGUGAGGAUAAAGACACAUUGGAUAAUGGUGUUGGUGGCCGAAAUGUCACUUCACUUCAAAUAAAACAUGGAACAGAGUGUGCAGAAUUUUCUUUCUUUUUUUGAGAUCUGCUGAGUUAAUAAUUUUCAAACUUGCCUUUGUGAAGACUCAAAACAAUAAAUGCAGUAUUGCCAUGUAG
Molecule: messenger RNA, 3420 nt
Organism: Engraulis encrasicolus (European anchovy)
Lineage: Eukaryota; Metazoa; Chordata; Actinopteri; Clupeiformes; Engraulidae
Gene: slc13a1
Product: solute carrier family 13 member 1
Exons: 15
Coding region: 81-1883 (600 amino acids)
Biological process (GO): transmembrane transport
Cellular component (GO): membrane
Molecular function (GO): sodium:sulfate symporter activity
Source: RefSeq, a predicted model, not a curated record